Messenger RNA from Linnemannia hyalina, 1158 nucleotides. Lineage: Eukaryota; Fungi; Mortierellomycota; Mortierellomycetes; Mortierellales; Mortierellaceae. The record is from the annotation of a GenBank genome assembly.
AUGUUCUUAAAAGCCGCCGCACCGGAACCCACACAGGAGUACCACAGCGACCCAGCCAGGGUCCAAGAACUCCGCCGCCUACUCCUGGCAUCCAUUGCAAAGUCAACCCCUUGCGACUGUAUUCUCCUCUCUGGCGGUGUCGACACCUCGAUCCUGGCCGAGGCCGCCUUUGCCGUCUACAACCAAGCCAAGGACACCAACCCUGACGACGAUCAAUUGAAGCGGCCCCUGACUGGAGCAGUGACAGUCCUCUGCACCGAUCAAGCAACUGACGAGUUCUACGCCGCCCAGAUCGCGCACCGGACCGGACUGAUCCAAAAGGUCGUCAAGAUCACACUCGACUCUAUAUUGGAAGAGCUUGAGUUCUGUAUCCAGACCCUGGAGACGUUUGAUCCGAUGGAGCUCCGGAACGGGAUUGUGAUUGCACGCGGGUUGGCGGUCGCCAAGUCGUUGGGGUACAAGACUGUCAUGACGGGGGAUGGCGCCGAUGAGUUAUUUGCGGGGUACUCGUUCUUGCACAACAUGUCUGCUGAAAGGUUGCAGGCCUAUUCGGAUAAAUUGACCAAGACCAUGCGCUUCUCGGGCGUCACCCUCGCCAAGGCCUUGGGACUCGAGUUGGUUCAACCCUAUCUUGAUCCGGAGCUGAUCAAGUUUUCGCAGCAGUGUACACGGGACGAGAAGAUCAACACCCACUUCCAUGCCCAGGACCGUGAAUGGCAGGACCGUCUCUCGGGAACCCAGAUCCACGGAAAGUUUAUCCUGAGGGAGGCCUUUGAGAGGGAGGCUUUCUCGGCAUGGCGCAAGAAGGAGCCUAUCGAGGUUGGGUCCGGAACCACAGUCUUGCCCAAGCUGUUCCAAGAGUCGAUGAGCGCCGAGGAUUUAAAGAAGGAGCAGGAACGGAUCUUGGAGGAGGAAGGGAUCAAGAUCAGGGAUGUCGAGCAUUUGAACUACUUCAAGGUCUUCAAGAAGGUCUUUGGCAACGAUCUGUCGACGUACCCUGCGAAGCUGACCAGGGACGGACGGGAUCCUUGCCCUGGAUGCGGGUUCAACUUGACGACGCCUGAUCAGACGUUCUGUGUCAUCUGUGGACAAUGGCCCGCUCGUGUGCUUCCUCCGCCAGAAGAGAUCGCAAAGACUGCCACUGCCACCUCUGAAUAA